ACUCCAAGAAAGAUUGAAGCUAGGAACUUGGGCAUACCAGGCAGCCCACAACCCCUCCGAUCUUUUCACAAACGAUACAAUGGCGAACUCGACAGGACCUUCUGUGGCUUAUUACGGCCAAGAUGCUACCUUCGGUUACCCCGCAGGCGUCACCCUCGUGGACUUUGUCCCUGAGGAGAUCAAACAUAUGGUUCACCAGCACUGGUAUAGCUUUGCGCCCGUGAACCCAAUGUGGCAUUACCUCCUAGGAGUUAUCUACAUCUUCCUUGGUUUCUUCUCCAUCGUUGGCAACGGACUUGUCAUCUACCUCUAUUUGAAGUGCAAGGAACUGAGGUCACCUACCAAUAUGCUGAUCGUCAACCUCUCCAUCUCUGACCUGAUCAUGUUGACUUCCAACUUCCCACCAUUUGCAUACAACUGCUUCAUGGGAGGAAAAUGGAUGUUCAGCCCCUUCUUCUGCGAACUUUAUGCUGCUCUCGGUGCUGUCACUGGAGUCUGCAGCAUCUGGACACUCGUGAUGAUCUCCUACGACAGAUACAACAUCAUCUGCAACUCCUUCAAUGGACCCAAGCUCACUCAGGGCAAGGCUAUGGCUAUGUGCCUCUACUGCUGGGCAAUGGCUAUUGGCUGGUGCCUCCCACCCUUCUUUGGAUGGGGCAAGUACAUCCCUGAAGGCAUCUUGGACUCCUGCAGCUACGAUUACAUCUCUCAGGAUUUCAACACCAAGAGCUACAACAUGUGCAUCAUCUUCUUCGACUUCGUUUUCCCAGCCACCAUCAUCAUCUUCUCAUACGUUUUCAUUGUGAAAGCCAUCUUCGCACACGAGAAGUCCAUGAGGGCACAGGCUAAGAAGAUGAACGUCGCUAACCUCAGGUCCAACGAGGCCGACUCCCAGCGGGCUGAGAUCCGCAUUGCCAAGACUGCCAUAUGCAAUGUCACCCUUUGGCUGUGCUGCUGGGUCCCAUAUGCUUCUAUCACCAUCCAGGGCGUGUCUGGCCACUACGAGAACAUCACUCCCCUGGUGACCUUGUUGCCAGCCCUCUUGGCAAAGUCCGCAUCUUGCUACAACCCCUUCGUGUACGCCAUCAGCCAUCCCAAGUUCCGCAUGGCCAUCACAAAGCACAUGCCUUGGUUCUGCGUCCACGAAGUAGAACGCAAGACAGAUGACAACCAGUCCAACUCCACCGUCGCCAACGAGAAGGCAUAAUGAGGCUGCAAGUGAAAAUGUAAAAA
Molecule: messenger RNA, 1233 nt
Organism: Macrobrachium nipponense
Lineage: Eukaryota; Metazoa; Arthropoda; Malacostraca; Decapoda; Palaemonidae
Product: compound eye opsin BCRH1-like
Exons: 8
Coding region: 80-1207 (375 amino acids)
Biological process (GO): G protein-coupled receptor signaling pathway; phototransduction; visual perception
Cellular component (GO): plasma membrane
Molecular function (GO): G protein-coupled photoreceptor activity
Source: RefSeq, a predicted model, not a curated record